AUGAAACGAUAUAAGAAGUGCCACAUUGUCGACAUUGUGCUGGAUAGUGAGCAUGAAUAUCAAACAACACAAAAAGCCGCAACCAACGAUCAGCAUUCUCUUUUGAACGUUUCAUUUCAUGUAGUUAUGUUUUCGCACUUAGUACUUUAUUCAAUCAAACAAAGAAAAAUGGAUAAAGCCAAAUUGGCGUUAAAAUUAUGGGUUGCAAUUACCAACUAA
Messenger RNA from Clunio marinus, 219 nucleotides. The record is from the annotation of a GenBank genome assembly. NCBI's taxonomy places the organism in Eukaryota, Metazoa, Arthropoda, Insecta, Diptera, Chironomidae.